AUGUUCGAAGUUACAAGCGGGCAUAAGACCAUCAACAACGAGGAUGUGCAACAUAAUGGCGAAUUAUUGGAAGCGGAAGAGAAUCACAUGAAUGAUGACGUGAGCGAGUUGGACUGCUUUGAAUCGUACUAUUGGGAGAUUGAGCACACUGUAGCAUACGUCAAAGAAGGCCAGCAAGAUGACACAUCAUUGGACAGUGACAUUGAGGAUGGCGAUAGUGAUGGCGAGGCAAGUGUGGAUGAAGAAGCAGAUAGUUACCAGGUCAAGGCAAGUGCCGACCGCCUUCUUGAAGAAGCACCAAAGGAACGCUACAACAAGAAAACAUUCUUCACUCAGGUACAAGUUAAAUGGUACAAGCCUUUUUGCACUUUUUAUCCCACCAAGCCAAAGGUGGCGAAAGAGAAGAAAAAGAAGACAAUUAUUGAAGAGGAUGAGUACGACAGCGGAAGGGUGGUGGACCGGGCCAUCGGACUGGCUCAAAAUUACAUUAACACGGCUGAAUGCUCCAUCACACCGGCACUCAAUGCCAAGAUGAAAGAAUACAAGAUUGCUGAUCAAUGGCGUCCACUAGAGCCUUUGAUGCGGUCUCAAGGUUUGGCAAGGCGACCCAUGAGCAGAGGACUGUACGGAAGGAUCAUGAAAGGAGUAGACUUUGAAUAA
Molecule: messenger RNA, 660 nt
Organism: Cylindrotheca closterium
Lineage: Eukaryota; Bacillariophyta; Bacillariophyceae; Bacillariales; Bacillariaceae
Source: the annotation of a GenBank genome assembly